Messenger RNA from Wasmannia auropunctata (little fire ant), 1198 nucleotides. RefSeq lists its product as uncharacterized. The coding region runs from base 1 to 864 and encodes 287 amino acids. The transcript has 3 exons. NCBI's taxonomy places the organism in Eukaryota, Metazoa, Arthropoda, Insecta, Hymenoptera, Formicidae. The record is from RefSeq and is a predicted model, not a curated record.
AUGGAGACCGAACGUCCGAAAUGUCCGAAUGCGAGUCGAGUGAGAUCAUCAGAAAUACGUCUGAUUGAGAGAGUCGCGACGUGUGGCGCUUCGAGAGAAAGGAAAAAGAGAAAAAAAAAUCUCGAACGCGAGACGUCCGAGCGCACCGUCGCAGCGUUGGUGGCGUCGAUAAGGGAGCGACCGAGUCGAGGACGGACCGGAACGGUCAGUCGGUCGAUCUCGCUCGGCAUUCUCGACCUCGACGCGGCUGCCAGGUCGGAUCUCCUGCGAAACGCGCAAUUGCGGCAAUAUGGCGGAACGCGCACCCGGACCGGCACCGCUCUGCCUCUCGCAGUGACUCGCGCUAGUCGCGCUGGUAUAUCGAAGUUGCGGAAACGCGUGCGGAACGCACGCGUACGCUCUCACGAGUCGCGCAACGAACCGCCGCUCGCGUACAUCAUAUAUACAUCAUAUUAUAUAUACAUCUCUUUCUAUUUCUCUUUCUCGGAAGUACUCCGAUCUCCGCGUAUCCCGCACUCCGAAUAUCUCGCGAAACGCGCACGGCGCUCCUCGGCGUCGACCUCGAGUUAUUAUCGACCAGCGUGCCGGCGGCGAUGUGCCGCCGCGGAUGAUGGAGCUGACGACGCUGGCGCGCGACCCCCUCGUCGACCAGGUCGCGUCCCCGCGACACGCUCGCUGCUGAGCAAGUGGAGAAAAGUGCAUCGCCCGAAUAUCGCCGCGGACGAAUACCAGCGGCGACGCAGACGACGACGCUUCGUGUCCGCCCGCCGUCCGGUCGCCGUUCGAGAGCGCAGCGGGUGCAGUAAGCGCCCGAGCAGAAGGUACGUAGACCAUGCCAGGGCCAGGGGCGGAGUGGUGACCUAGACCUCAUCCCGGCUCCGACCCUCGAUGCUUACGCUACGGCUGGUGUCGACUCACUUCCUGAAGCAGCCAUAGGCAGUGCCCUUUGCCUUAGAGAAAGGGCUCGAUGCGAUGUGCCGUGAUAGGGACAUGAACCCAGAACUACUAGUCGAGUCGCACGAUCUCCGCUCAACGGCGUCGACGUCGCCGUCGCCGUCGUCGUAAGAAAAAAAAAAACAACAAAAACGAAGAAAGACACACACGGUCGUUCGAAAUUUUCACGCGCACGCAAGAAAGACUUUUCUUCUUCGACGGCCCUUCUCUCUCUCUCUCUCUCUCUCUCUCUCUCUCUCUCUCU